Lasiosphaeria miniovina is the source of this 1812-nucleotide messenger RNA. RefSeq names its product trehalose-6-phosphate hydrolase. Gene Ontology annotation, molecular function: oligo-1,6-glucosidase activity; alpha-amylase activity; sucrose alpha-glucosidase activity. The record is from RefSeq and is a predicted model, not a curated record. The coding region runs from base 1 to 1812 and encodes 603 amino acids. Gene Ontology annotation, biological process: maltose catabolic process; sucrose catabolic process. The transcript has a single exon. NCBI's taxonomy places the organism in Eukaryota, Fungi, Ascomycota, Sordariomycetes, Sordariales, Lasiosphaeriaceae.
AUGGCAUCCCCAGACUCGACCUACGCCUCCCCAAAAUGGUGGAAGGAAGCCAUCGUAUACCAAGUGUACCCGUCGUCCUUCCAGUCCCACCCCGGCAACGCGACAGGCUGGGGAUCGGUCAAGGGCAUCACGUCGAGGCUCGACUACCUCAAAGAGCUCGGCAUCGACGUGCUGUGGACAUCGCCAAUCUACAAGUCGCCCCAGGCCGACAUGGGCUACGACAUCGCCGACUACAAGGACAUUGACCCCUGCUACGGGACGCUGGCCGACGUGGACGACCUCAUCCGCGAGCUGAAGCGGCGAGACAUGCGCCUGGUGAUGGAUCUGGUUGUGAACCACACCAGCAACCAGCAUGCUUGGUUUCUCGAGAGCAAGAGCAGCAAGACGAACCCCAAACGCGACUGGUACAUCUGGAAGGCGCCCAAGAGCAUCAACCCCGACGGCAGCCCCGAGCCGCCAAACAACUGGGCUCAGAUUCUCGGCGAAGCGAACUCGGCUUGGAACUAUGACCAAGUCACGGGCGAGUAUUACCUUGGCCUGUUCACUCCCGAACAGCCCGACCUGAACUGGGAGAAUCCCGAGGUGCGAGAGGCCGUCUGGGACGUCAUGCACUUCUGGCUGAAGCGCGGCGUCUCCGGGUUCCGCAUGGACGUCAUCAACCUGAUCUCCAAAGUGCCCUCGUACCCCGACGCACCGCUCAUCCUAGGCCCCGAGCACAAGUACCAGCCUGGCCAGAAGUUUUUCGUCAACGGGCCCAAGCUGCACGACUACCUCACCGAGAUGAACCGACGGGUACUGAGCAAGUACGAAGCCCUUGCGCUGGGCGAAAUGCCCUUUGUGUAUGACGAGGACGAGAUCCUAAAGGCCGUCGGCGCCCGGUCCGGAGAGCUCAACAUGAUCUUCAUCUUUGGCCUCGUCGACAUCGACAAUCCGAACGUGCGCAUGGCGCUCAAGCCGUGGACGGUGCGCGAGAUGAAGGCCAUCAUCACGCGCUGGCAGCGCACCAUGAUUGAGAAAGACGGCUGGAACACCGUCUUCAUCGAGAACCACGACCAACCGCGCUCCGUGUCGCGGUAUGCCGACGACAGCGAUGAAUGGAGAGACAAAGGGGCAAAGCUGCUCGCGCUGAUGCAGACCACGCUGGGCGGCACCCUGUUUGUGUAUCAGGGAGAGGAGAUUGGGAUGCGUAAUGCGAGGUCGGGCGAGUGGCCACCGGAGGCCUUUCGAGACGUUGAGACCAUCAACUACUGGAAGAAGGUCCAGACACUGUAUGCCAACGACCCCGACAUGCUGUCGCUGGGCCGGAAGGUGAUGGACAUGAAGGCGCGGGACCACUCGAGAACCCCGAUGCAGUGGAGUGCAGCGCCGAAUGCGGGAUUCUGCGACCCGGAGGUCACGCCAUGGAUGAGAGUCAUGAGCGACUACAAGACGGUCAACGUCGAAUCGCAAAUGCAGCAGCAGUCGGGCGAAGGCAGUGGUGGUGAGCUGACCACCUGGCAGUUCUGGCAGCGUUGCUUGAAGAACCGCGCAGAGCACAAGGAGGUGUUUGUCUAUGGCGAUUUCCACGACCAGAAUCCUGCCGACCCGAAUGUUUACGCCUAUAUUCGGACGAGCAGCGUGGACAGUGGAGACCGGUGGUUGGUGGUGCUGAACUUUUCCGGGCAGAAGCAGAGCUUUGUGCUUCCUAAGGCGCUGAAAUUGGAGUCCUGGGCGUGGGGCAAUUACGCCCCCGAGAAGACGCAACGGAAACCACCUGGGAGGGCUGUGGAUCUGCAAGAGUGGGAAGGUCUGAUUGGAAAAAUCAGGAGUUAG